CGCGGCGUCCCCGGCCAGGGCCGCCAGGGCUGGAGCGCCGACCAAACCCCGACCCGCCUCAACGAUCUCUCAUCUCGCACUCGGAGUGCUUGCCUCGACCCACAGGCCAGCCAGCCAGGCCAAUUUGGUCCGGAUUCUCUUGGGUGCUGGACCGGCCAUGGGCAACUACAUGUCGUGCGCGCUGGCCAAGGCGCCGGGCGGGAGGGGCGCGAGGGUGAUCCUCCCCGACGGCGGCGUCCGGCAGGUGGCGCUCCCGGCGACGGCGGCCGAGCUGAUGAUGGACGCGCCGGGGCACUUCCUCGUCGACGCGCGCGCCGCGAGCGCCGGGGCGCGCCUGGCCGCGCUGCCGGCCGACGAGGAGCUCGAGCUCGGCGGCGCGUACGCCGCGUUCCCGAUGAAGCGCCUGGGCACGCCCCUGGCGGCGGCGGACGCCGCACGCCUGGCCGCCACGUCCACCAGGGAGGCGCGGCGGUCGUCCGCCAAGGUGUCGGACGACGCGCCGCCCGCCGGGGUGGCCGCGGUGCCGGCCGCCGAGGAGAAGGCGCCGAGGCUGCGGCUGGAGGACAUGGAGGUGGACGGCGCGGCGGCCGCGGAACUCGGCGCGCUCAAGCACCGGCUCAGCAAUGAGCGGGCCAGGACCAGGAGGAGGCCGACGCUAGAGACCAUAGAGGAGGAGCAUUACCUGUCGUCAAGAGCCUAGGACAGGCGUGGCGUGGCAGAGCUUUUUUUGAGAUGCGAUUCAAGGACGCGCUUUACCUUUUUUUUUUCGUUUCAAUUUUGGAGCAUUCAGUUGAACUGGAGUUCCAAAAGAUGCUUACUUGAGGUAAGCAAAUUGUACAGACGACCGUGUUUUUGUGAAAAGAAAAAUACAUAUACAGAUAUACUAGGUCAGGCAUUUCAGUUGUUUA
This is a messenger RNA of Panicum virgatum (switchgrass), 908 nucleotides long. RefSeq lists its product as uncharacterized. The transcript has a single exon. Lineage: Eukaryota; Viridiplantae; Streptophyta; Magnoliopsida; Poales; Poaceae. Bases 158 to 700 code for a protein of 180 amino acids. The record is from RefSeq and is a predicted model, not a curated record.